Messenger RNA from Ophidiomyces ophidiicola, 1224 nucleotides. RefSeq lists its product as uncharacterized. Gene Ontology annotation, biological process: proteolysis. The record is from RefSeq and is a predicted model, not a curated record. Gene Ontology annotation, molecular function: serine-type endopeptidase activity. The coding region runs from base 1 to 1224 and encodes 407 amino acids. The transcript has 5 exons. Lineage: Eukaryota; Fungi; Ascomycota; Eurotiomycetes; Onygenales; Onygenaceae.
AUGCGUCUCUUUGAAAGCACCUCUGUCCUUGUAGGGACCGUUCUCCCUCUCAUCACAGCCUUCCCAACAUCGAGACCCAGGGAAAAUCAGAUAAUACCCGACAAAUAUGUCGUCACUUUCAAAUCUGGUGUUAGCAAGGCUGAUAUCGAAGCCCAUACGUCAUGGGUUUCGUCAGUCCAAGCACGAAAUGUUGCAAAGGGGUUCACCACUGCUGAAGCCCCCGGCGUCGAGAACACGUUUAACAUCAACACCUUCAACGCUUACUCAGGAUCUUUUGAUCGCGAAACGAUUCGAGAAAUUAAAACCCACCCAAAUGUUGCAUACGUUGAGCCAGAUAGAAUUGUCUAUGUUGCCGACCUUGUAGAGCAGAUGAAUGCCACAUAUGGCCCCAGACGCCUUUCCCACCGCAGUCUACCCCUUCCAGAUAACAGCUACUUCUACGACAGCAAAGCAGGAGAGGGAUCAUAUGUCUAUAUCAUGGACACAGGAAUCAACAAAGCUCACAUUGAUUUCGAAGGUCGGGCCAUCGCUGGUGUCAACCUUCAACAAGGCGUUGCGUUCGACGAUACCGUCGGCCACGGAACGCAUUGUGCUGGCAUUGCAGUUGCAAAGACCUAUGGAGUUGCCAAAAAAGCCGUUGCUGUUGAUGUUAAAGUCUUUAAAAGCACUUCAGGACCCUGGAGUUUCCUUCUUAAUGGUCUUGACUGGUCUGUUAAGAACAUUACCGGCGAAAACAGACUCUCCAGGUCUUCGGUUUCCAUCAGCAUCAGUGGUGCGACUUACCAACCCAUGAACGAUGCUAUCAAGGCUGCAGUUGAUGGAGGUGUUGUUGUUGUUGCUGCUGCCGGAAACGACGGACGAGAGGCUGGCCGAAACAGUCCUGGAAAUGCACCCGGUGCCAUCUGUGUAGGUUCCAUUAACAGCCGCAAUGCAAUGGAUACACGCUCCAGAUUCUCCAACUUCGGCACGGUCGUCAGCAUCUGGGCCCCUGGCGAGGGCAUCAUCUCCUGUGCCAAGGCUUCCCGUGAUGGAACGGCCAACAUGUCUGGCACCUCUAUGGCUACUCCCCAUGUCGCUGGUACCAUUGCUUAUCUACAAAGCCUUUUCGACCUCCGUAACCCUGCGGCAGCUGCCAGGAAGUUGUAUGAAUUGGCUACACCUAACAUCGUCAAAGAUGUGGGCGCCAGCAACAACAGACUGGCAUACAAUGGUAGCGGUAAAUAG